Prorocentrum cordatum is the source of this 1197-nucleotide messenger RNA. NCBI's taxonomy places the organism in Eukaryota, Dinophyceae, Prorocentrales, Prorocentraceae. The record is from the annotation of a GenBank genome assembly.
AAUGGAGUGUGCUUUUUUGUUCAAAAGGGGUUCUCGCUUUCCGCUGCCAGUUUCGCUCAAGUCCACGCCCUGUUUUUGUUGCUUCUCGAUGCCGCACGAUCGGAUUCGAGGGCACCCGGGUCGUCUCGACAGAGAGCCGCAGCCGUACCCCAUUCGCAUGCCUCCCUGUGCCCGAGGUGUUGCCCAGCUGUCCGUAAGUGUCCUGUUGGUCGGCUUCCGUGCCGCUGUUGUGAAGUGCUGUGGCGAGGCGUUCGCCUGCACCACGGGUCUCGGCGGCACCUUUUGGGUAAGGCCUCCGCCGCUGAUCGCCCGCGGGGGCGCGCGCCUCGCACAGCUUGCCAGACCCGAUUCAGUCUCUGAGGACGACGCGCGCCGCUUCUCGGAGGCCGGUUACGAUGUCCGGUCCGCGGUGUUCGGGACCGUGCCGCCGGAGAGCACCGCGGACCUCUUCGAGAUGGUCCGCGACGUCACCCAGCUGCCCGAUUUGGAGCGGUUCCUCGAGAACGGGACGUUCGUCGACCUGGGCAGCGGGGAGGGGGAGCUCGUGGUGAACGCCUUGCGCGAGCACCCCGGCCUUGGCCGCGCCGUCGGCGUCGAGCUCUGCGGCGAGAGGCACCUGGCCGCCGAGGCGCGCGCUGCGGCGCUGCCCGAGGGCCUCCGUGCCCGGGCGCGGUUCCUCGAAGGGGACAUUUGCGACGAGGCACACGACCAGAUCAGGGAGAGCAUCGCGUCGGCUCGGAUCGUCUUCAUCGGCAGCCUCAUGUUCGAUGCGGGGCUGGUGGAGCGCCUGAGCUCUGUCCUGCGUCGCCUGGUGGCCGCCCGGGGCAUGGCGGCAGUGGUGGUGUCUUUUGGUAAGCAGCUGGACUUGCAGGACAGACCGAGCGCGAUGCGAUCGGGACUCUUGCGGGGCAGCUGGGGCUUGGCGCCUGUGUAUGCCUACGGGCUGCUGCCAGGCAGUAGGUGAUCAGGAUUUUUCUCGAUGUGGUGCCACAGUUUUUCUCAGGGCACUGAUUUCAAGCAGUAGGGCACUCCUGCGGCUGAUCAAUGCAAAUAAACCGAAUUUUCAUACAGCGCCAACACUGACACAACCGCAGCAGUCAUGCGAAGAAUCCGCGUUGCCACCAAAAAGAUGGACGUUCGCUUGAGACCUUCUGGUCUGACUAAGUGCCUGAGACUGGGUGCUCUCGAACACUGCAC